AUGUUUAGUGAAACCAUCACCAUCACAGCCGGGGACGACUUCGAGGCGAGCUGCUUAAAAGUGGUCGAGCCCGGAGACACAUGCCACCUUGAGAAGGGCGACUACGUGCAUGAUGGUCUGACCGUCACCCACGGAACGGAGGACAAGCGCAUUACCAUCACCGGCGACCCCGAUGCCUGCAUCAAGGGAAGCAAUACCCAGGACCGUGUGAUGCAGAUCGCGCACGACUACUACACUAUCGAGGGAAUAUGCUUCGAUGGCCACCACGGCGAUGAAAACGUGGCCACCGCGAUCUAUGUGCUGGGUGCUGACCGCAAGAGCACCAAGAAUGGUGAAACGUCUUCGGUAACGGGCCUCGAGAUGUUCGACCUCGAGAUAAAGAAUUUCUCGUCGGAAUGCGUGCACUUCAGGUACUUCGUGACCCACGCUGAGGUGUCGGGUUGCACCAUCCAGGUCAAGGAUGGCAAGGCGCCAGAGCCAAAACUCAGAACCGGGUCUGCCGACAACGUGGACGCCGACGUGUGCGGCUACAACUGGAUCCAUCACAACACUUUCCGCACGUACGGCAACGAGUGCGUGGAUAUCAAGGAGGGCAGCGCCAACAACCUUGUUGAGCACAAUGUCUGCGAGCAGCAGGUCGACCCCAACUCGGGCUGCUUCGGCUCCCGUGGGUCGGACAACACCUUCCGAUGGAACGAGAUUGCCGAAUGCAAGGGGGCCGGGAUUCGCGUGGGUGGCGAGGAUGGAUACGGAGAGGGCAACCACAUGUACGGUAAUACCAUCAAGAACGCCGAAAAGGGCGCGUUUAACGUUAUGUCUCCCAACCAGGGCACCGUUUGCGAGAACAGCAUCUCGGGCAUCGACCUCAUCGUUUAUGGCUCCUCUCGUCAAUACGCUCUCCACAAUCGCAACCUAUUGCUGCUCAGCCCGUCAACCCUCCUCACUCUUCCUAUGCCGCUCGUUUGCAGUCGUUCGGUGCUGAGGACGACCAGGAGCAGUUCAGCGAGGCGGUGGCUACCGGGGAGUGCUCAAGGUCGGUGGUUAGCGCCGGUUGCCUACCCUGGAGACAUCGGUACAGGAAGCUCGGCCCCGGCGCCCGCGCCGGAGGAGGGUGAUGAAGUCGAUGCGCCCCUAGACGAUAAUGGCCUCGAAGCUGGAGUCAACUUCACCAAUGAUGCCAAAGACAGCGAGCCGGAGAUCGACGUCAUCGAGACCAACGAGUCUGCGGGCUUGACUGGGCUUGGAUCCUGCAGCACCGUCGUCGAAGUCAAGCAGGCCAACCUCUUAGAUGGCACCACCGAGACGUACUUCUCGGUACACCGCGAGGGCACUGCCAUCACAUUAGAGCUCCAGGAGGAGACUGAAGUAAACGGUGUGGCCAUCGGCUUCUUCAUGAAGGCCGCAGAAGCGGAACGCAUCCAGGUGUUCGACAUCUCCGUCAUGGAGGAGGGCGGCGACGACUGGAAGACGGUCAUCUCCCGCAAGGAGUCCAGCGGAGCGAUGGGCGACGUGCAGACCUUCUCUUUCUCCUCCCGCAAGGCCCUGUACGUACGCCUCGAGACCCACGGAAAAAAAAAAAAAAACUUCAACAACUGGACGGCGUUCACCGAGGUCGAGGUGUGCGCCAAGUCGGCAGAGACGAACGCCCUAUUCGGUGGCAUCGAAGCCAUCAGAGAAGAGCUGGGGAUGCUCGCCGGGGAGGUAUGCUCGGCACCGACGAAGCUGGUCCCCACGGGCGCCAAGGCCAGCCGCUCCGAUGACGUCAGGGUUCUCUUCGACGGCAACUACGAGACAUGGUGGUCCACCAUCAACACCCAGAGCGAGUCCGACCUCUCCAACGACAUGGUGCAGCUCACCUUCGCGGGUGACACACGCGUCUCUUUUCUCAACAUCGCCUUCUUCGACGGCCACCUCGCGCACCAGUACUUUUUCGUCUACGUCCAGAGUGCCCACGCCUACACCUGGACGCCCGUGAUGCUCAACGAGCAGGCCGCCACGCAAGUCGGCAUGCAGACCUUCUCCAUCGACCUGGACGGUGUGCACAAGAUAUAUGUCGUCGGCAAGGGAAACGACGUUGGAGCAUACUCCAAGCUUUCAGAGGUCGAGGUCUACGGAUGCUAA
This is a messenger RNA of Ectocarpus sp. CCAP 1310/34, 2121 nucleotides long. The record is from the annotation of a GenBank genome assembly. Lineage: Eukaryota; Phaeophyceae; Ectocarpales; Ectocarpaceae.